AAGAAGCGGCGGCGCCUCUUUGCAAGAGGGCAAAACUCCGAGGGGCGCGGGCAGGAAUAAUGCGGUAGGCGAGGCGGGCUGCUCGCUCCCGGCUGGCUCCCGGCUCCGGCAGCAGCGGCCGCCCGAGCAGCGGCGGCGGCGGCAGCAGCAGCAGCAGCAGCAGCAGCAGCAGCAGCAGCAGCAGCGGCGGCAGCACCCGCAGGCGCUGACAGCCCCGCCGGCCGGCCCCCUCGCUGACCGCCGGCUGUCAAUGGAGCUGGAAAACAUCGUGGCCAACACGGUCUUGCUGAAAGCCAGGGAAGGGGGCGGAGGGAAGCGCAAGGGGAAAAGCAAGAAGUGGAAGGAGAUCCUGAAGUUCCCGCACAUCAGCCAGUGCGAAGACCUCCGCAGGACCAUCGACAGGGAUUACUGCAGCCUGUGCGACAAGCAGCCCAUCGGGAGGCUGCUCUUCCGGCAGUUCUGCGAGAACAGGUGCGGGCUGGAGCGUUACAUUCAGUUCCUGGACUCAGUGGCAGAAUAUGAAGUUACGCCAGAUGAAAAACUGGGCGAGAAAGGGAAGGAGAUUAUGACCAAGUACCUCACCCCAAAGUCCCCCGGUUUCAUUGCACAAGUGGGCCAGGACCUGGCCUCGCAGACGGAAGAGCAGCUCCUCCAGAGACCCUGCAAGGAAGUGUUCUCCGCCUGCGCCCAGUCCGUGCACGACUACCUGAGGGGCGAGCCGUUCCAGGAAUACCUGCUCAGUAUGUACUUCGACCGCUUCCUGCAGUGGAAGUGGCUGGAGAGGCAACCAGUGACCAAAAACACAUUCAGGCAAUACCGAGUACUUGGCAAAGGGGGCUUUGGGGAGGUCUGCGCCUGCCAGGUGCGCGCCACGGGGAAGAUGUACGCGUGCAAACGGCUGGAGAAGAAGCGCAUCAAGAAGCGGAAGGGCGAGUCCAUGGCCCUCAACGAGAAGCAGAUCCUGGAGCGGGUCAACAGCCGGUUCGUGGUCAACCUGGCUUACGCCUACGAGACCAAGGACGCGCUGUGCCUGGUCCUGACCAUCAUGAACGGGGGUGACCUCAAGUUCCACAUCUACAACAUGGGCACGCCCGGCUUCGAGGAAGAGCGCGCGCUUUUCUACGCGGCUGAGAUCCUGUGCGGCCUGGAGGAUCUGCACCGUGAAAACACCGUGUACAGGGAUCUCAAGCCGGAAAACAUCCUGUUAGACGACUAUGGCCACAUCCGGAUCUCCGACCUGGGCCUGGCCGUGAAGAUCCCAGAAGGAGACUUGAUCCGCGGCCGUGUGGGCACUGUCGGCUACAUGGCCCCGGAGGUCCUGAACAACCAGCGGUACGGGCUGAGCCCCGACUAUUGGGGCCUGGGCUGCCUCAUCUACGAGAUGAUCGAGGGCCAGUCGCCCUUCCGCGGCCGCAAGGAGAAGGUGAAGCGGGAGGAAGUGGACCGCCGCGUCCUGGACACUGAUGAGGUCUAUUCCAGCAAGUUCUCCGAGGAGGCCAAGUCCAUCUGCAAGAUGCUGCUCACCAAAGACGCCAAGCAGCGGCUGGGGUGCCGGGAGGAGGGGGCCGCAGAGGUGAAGAGACACCCCUUCUUCCGGAGCGUCAACUUCAAGCGCCUGGAAGCCGGGAUGUUGGAACCCCCGUUUGUCCCCGAUCCCCGGGCCGUGUACUGCAAGGACGUGCUGGACAUCGAGCAGUUCUCCACCGUGAAGGGCGUCAACCUGGACCACACGGACGACGACUUCUACUCCAAGUUCUCCACCGGCUCCGUGUCCAUCCCGUGGCAGAGCGAGAUGAUUGAGACCGAGUGCUUCAAGGAGCUGAACGUGUUCGGGCCCAGCGGCGCCCUCUCGCCCGACCUGAACAGGAGCCGCCCCCCGGACCCCCCCAGGAGGGGGCUACUUCAGAGGAUCUUCAAGCGGCAGCACCCGAACAAUUCCAAGAGCUCGACCACCCCCAAGGCCAGUUUCAACCACCACAUCCAUUCCAACCAUGUACGCUCCAACUCCGCCGGAAGCAGCUAGUCCCAGCCCGGGCCUGGCAGCCACGCGGCCCGGACAGCGGACAGUGGGCACUGGCCCCGGGGACACGGGGCAUCCCCCCCCGCCCCGUCCCCGCCUUCUCCAAGAGACUCAGCUCAGGGCGGCUCUCCCGGCGGCCGGGUCUCCGCGACCCUCGCAAUACAACCCUGCCGGAUACGACUUGCACGCGUUUUCAUAGCAUCCUAACUAGAACUGAAUUUUGUCUUUAUUAUUUUUAAAGAAAAGUUUUGUAAAUUUCUCUAUUGUCUCAGUUUACAUUUUGUAUAUUUGUAUUUAAAUGAAAGUCAGACUGCCAGGGUGUAUAUUUUCUGUGUAGCCACUGCUAAGCCAUGUGUUUUAAGACCUUUGCAGGAG
Sorex fumeus (smoky shrew) is the source of this 2395-nucleotide messenger RNA. It is a transcript of the gene GRK5, whose product is annotated as G protein-coupled receptor kinase 5. Gene Ontology annotation, biological process: regulation of signal transduction; protein phosphorylation; signal transduction. NCBI's taxonomy places the organism in Eukaryota, Metazoa, Chordata, Mammalia, Eulipotyphla, Soricidae. Bases 251 to 2023 code for a protein of 590 amino acids. The record is from RefSeq and is a predicted model, not a curated record. Gene Ontology annotation, molecular function: G protein-coupled receptor kinase activity; ATP binding. Gene Ontology annotation, cellular component: cytoplasm. The transcript has 16 exons.